This is a messenger RNA of Urocitellus parryii (Arctic ground squirrel), 6069 nucleotides long. It is a transcript of the gene Ppp1r16b, whose product is annotated as protein phosphatase 1 regulatory subunit 16B. Gene Ontology annotation, molecular function: protein binding; myosin phosphatase regulator activity; enzyme inhibitor activity. Gene Ontology annotation, cellular component: cytoplasm. NCBI's taxonomy places the organism in Eukaryota, Metazoa, Chordata, Mammalia, Rodentia, Sciuridae. Gene Ontology annotation, biological process: regulation of sprouting angiogenesis; establishment of endothelial barrier. The record is from RefSeq and is a predicted model, not a curated record.
UUGUCUUGCUCUCCUCCGCUGGGAGACCUGUCCCCACAGACCUGUUCCUAGGGCAAGACCUGGUCGCGUCCCCGGACGUCCUGUGAAGCCUUCAGACAGGCUACGCGAGGGUCCUCCAGGUCCCACCAUGAGGCCCCAGCCCCUCCGGAGCCCCCGUGCUCUGCCGGCCCUGGGCGCACCGCGCUAGCCCGCCGGGCCCUUGGGUGGCGCGGUGGCCAUGGCCAGCCACGUGGACCUGCUGACCGAGCUGCAGCUGCUGGAGAAGGUGCCCACGCUGGAGCGGCUGCGUGCCGCCCAGAAGCGCCGGGCCCAGCAGCUGAAGAAGUGGGCGCAGUACGAGCAGGACCUGCAGCACCGCAAGCGCAAGCACGAGCGGAAGCGCAGCGCGGGGGGCCGCCGCAAGAAGGUGUCCUUCGAGGCCAGCGUGGCGCUGCUGGAGGCCUCUCUGCGGAACGACGCCGAGGAAGUGCGCUACUUCUUGAAGAAUAAGGUUAGCCCCGAUUUGUGCAAUGAGGAUGGACUCACAGCCCUGCACCAGUGCUGCAUCGACAACUUUGAGGAAAUUGUCAAGUUGCUCCUUUCCCAUGGUGCGAACGUGAACGCCAAGGACAAUGAGCUGUGGACACCCCUGCACGCGGCAGCCACCUGCGGCCACAUCAACCUGGUGAAGAUCCUCGUUCAGUAUGGGGCUGACUUGCUUGCUGUCAACUCUGAUGGGAACAUGCCAUAUGACCUCUGCGAGGACGAGCCCACCCUGGAUGUCAUUGAGACCUGCAUGGCGUACCAGGGAAUCACCCAGGAGAAAAUCAACGAGAUGCGGGCGGCCCCUGAGCAGCAGAUGAUCUCGGACAUCCAUUGUAUGAUUGCAGCUGGCCAGGACCUUGACUGGACAGAUGCCCAGGGUGCCACAUUGCUGCACAUAGCUGGAGCCCAUGGAUACCUGCGUGCAGCUGAGCUCCUCCUGGACCACGGAGUCCGUGUGGAUGUGAAGGACUGGGAUGGCUGGGAGCCCCUGCAUGCAGCAGCCUUCUGGGGACAGAUGCAGAUGGCAGAGCUACUGGUGUCCCAUGGAGCUAGUCUCAGUGCAAGGACUUCCAUGGAUGAGAUGCCAAUAGACCUGUGUGAGGAGGAGGAGUUCAAGGUCCUGCUGCUGGAGCUCAAGCACAAGCAUGAUGUGAUCAUGAAGUCACAGCUGAGGCACAAGUCGUCCCUGAGCCGGAGGACAUCCAGCGCGGGCAGCCGUGGGAAGGUGGUGCGUCGAGCCAGCCUUUCGGACAGGACCAACCUAUACAGAAAGGAGUACGAGGGCGAGGCCAUACUGUGGCAGCAGCGGAGCGCAGCCGAGGAUCAGCGCACCUCCACCUACAAUGGGGACAUCCGGGAGACCAGGACAGACCAAGAGAAUAAGGACCCAAACCCCAGGCUGGAGAAGCCCGUGCUGCUCUCAGAAUUUUCUACCAAGAUCUCCCGGGGUGAACUGGAUGGGCCUGUUGAGAAUGGCCUCCGGGGCCCAGUCAGUGCCUACCAGUAUGCACUGUCCAACGGGGAUGUCUGGAAGGUGCACGAGGUGCCUGACUACAGCAUGGCCUACAGCAGCCCCAGCGUGGCCGACGCCACCCCGCCCUGGAGCGGCUACAAGGAGCAGAGCCCCCAGACGCUUCUGGAGCUAAAGCGCCAGCGGGCUGCAGCCAAGCUGCUCAGCCACCCCUUCCUGAGCACCCAUCUGGGCAGCAGCAUGGCCAGGACCGGGGAGAGCAGCAACGAAGGCAAGGCCCCCUUGAUCGGAGGCAGAACUUCACCCUACAGCAGCAACGGGACCUCCGUGUAUUACACGGUCACCAGUGGAGAUCCCCCGCUCUUAAAGUUCAAGGCCCCCAUGGAGGAGAUGGAGGAGAAGGUCCACGGCUGCUGCCGUAUCUCCUAGUCUCGGUGUGCUGGAGGAGAGAGAUGCCUGGGGAGGGUCCCUGGAAUCCAGGCCAGCCCAACUGCCCUGACUGGGGAGGCAUCACAGGGCAGCCGGGGAGAGGUGGGCUCUGCCUUCCAUAGGAAUGCGGACCCCACCCCUUGGCAGCUGUCACAGCGUCCCCACUCCCCACAGUUCUGCUUCUUGCUGCAUUGUCUGCCAUCUGAAACACAGUGGCCCCCACUCACUCUGCUGCCAGACUGGGGGAGGGCGGGCGGGCUUGGGACCUUAGUUCUGUUCUUGAUAAAGGCUUCUGAGGAUCAGUACUCCCACGUCUCUUCGCGCGCGCGCRCACACACACACACACACACACACACACACACACACACACUCUCGUGAACUGUCAAUCCACAUGUUCAGGAAUGACACCUGGGCUCAUGGAGAGCCGGGGGGGCUGAGAAUUUGUGGGCCAUUCCCAAAAGGACUGAAGUGAAGACGGUCUUGGCACCACAGCCAGGUGGCUUAAAUGGGAGGAACCUGUGAAGCUGAGACCCACAGUCCUGUUCAGAGUUGUACCAGGGUCCUGGGCUACCAUCCACACCUGGCAGGGAGAGGAAGUCCUCUCUAUGUUCAGGGGAAGCCAGGGUGAGAUGUGAUGGGCACAUCCUUGCUGAGAGCUGCCCUCCUGUCCAUAUCAGGACACAGGAGCUGUGUGACCACCUAGGGGCUAAGUGGAAAACCAAGCCAUUCUACUCUGAUUUUGCUCUAGGUGGAGGUAUAAAGGGGUGGGAUGGAGAGGGAUGCAGCAAAGUCAGUGUUUCCAGACUACAUUUGAUGAAAACAUCCUUUUAGGCUGUAAAACUCCAGGUUGGAAGUAACUGAAUUCACUUUCUCCCACGAUGGUGUCAAGAUCAGGUUUACCCGUUGGUGUUGGAAAAAUGAAGCUAAGCCAGGAGCUUUGGUUAAGAGGCCCUUUUCCAGGGAGAGGGAUGACUUAAUUUCUGAGAACAUUUCUGGUGAGCAGUGACAGAGCCCAGCCCUUCUUUGUAAUUGAUUCGGGUUGUUUUGGUCCCGUGCAUCUCAGCUAGCCCUCCUCAGACUGAGCCACCAGGGUGAGCAGUUGGGAAGCCUGUGCCCCACGUCUUCUGCCUUACAUAUCAGUCAAGUGUGCAGAGUGAAUGCUCAGGCCCCAGGCCCCGCUUUGCCUUUUCUGGAAUGUUCAGUGAGAGGAGUUUGCCAGUUAGCUCUUGUGAGUUCCUGACUGGCCCUAGGGCUCCCAGCCUGCUCCCACUGGGGUAGUGGUACCCCAAGGCUGCAAAUCCAAGGUGCCCAUGGCCAACAUCCUGUACUGCUUUCAGGAGAGGAGUGGGCUUCUCCCUGGCCCUACAAUGUCAUAGCCCUGGUCGCCCUGAUGCCAUCUCACCAUUGCAUUAUCUCAUGAGCCCCUUUGAAACUCUCACCCUUGAGUCAGGCGCCAUCCACAGGCUCAGCCAAAUCCUACUGGUGUAACUGACAAGCUGCAGGUUUGUUUCCUGCUCUGUGCGCCUUUAUUUAUCCUAAAACUACCUCCUUAGAGCUCUGAAGGAGCCUUCUAGGUCCAGAUUCUGAUGUGGGGAACAGAUCAGGGAUCCCUCUAACCUUCUUUCUGAGCCUGUGAGAAUUCUCCCUGGGUCAGGGGACUGGGGCUGGAGGAGCCCCUGCCUUGUGCCACAACCUAGUAAUGGGGUCUGCUCUAUGUCAGUCUCUGUCCUGUCUGUGGCCCCCAUGGCUCCUAUAUCCCAGAGAGGAAGCAGGACCUCAAGGGGUCUGGUUGAUGCUUUGCCAAGAGCACAGCAGCUGGGCCAGAGAGUGGCCCUGGUGGCUGCAGGAGCAGAUCUCCCAGUACCUGGUCACCCCACUCCAACUCCAGGACAGAGGAAUCUAGGGCACAGGUGCAGCAUUGGAGACUGAAGUCGGGUGUGCAUGACACCUCUCGCCUCUCUGGGGUCUGGGAGUAGAAUCUCCAUCAACUCAGCAUAUGGCAAAAGCAGGAGAAUAUCCAAAAAAACCAUACUUCUGGCUUUAAAAUAGUAUGCAACUCCACUAACACUGAGAUGCCUCUGUGGCCAACUUGGCCUACAAGGUGGGGCAUGCCUGGGCAGCCCCCCUCCUCAGGAAACAACUCUGCAGGUGUUCUGAUCUUCCUGAGCAGGGGCCAGGGACUAAAGGCAUCUACUUCCCAUAUUGAGCCCUCCCGGCCAUUCCCUCCUUCCUUCCCUCCUUCUUCUGGGUCAUUCCUCUCCACCCAGAAGGCUGGGAAUCCCAGCUGAUUCCCCCAUAGGAGCUGACCUUAGAGAUGACUCCAGGGCUUUAGCUCUGAUUUUCCAUCAGGGAUAAAUGUUCCCUAUUAGGACUUUGAGUCCCUGGAGAGCUCUUCCUGGUGGUGGUGGUGGUGGUGGUGGUCUCCUGAAUGUUGAGGGACGAGUUAGAGAACAACCUCCAGUGAGUGAACCAGGGUCAUCAGUUCAUUCAUUAACUUCAUGAGUAGCUGAAACAUACAGGCACUGUGUCAGGUUCUGCAGAAGGAGGAGGAACAAAGACGGAGUGAGGAGAACAUUUCCUGGUUUUCAUUCCUUCAGGCCACAGACAUCAGCAGCCCUACCUGGUUCACCUGAGCAGAGGGACUGCAUCCUGGCCCAGGGGCCCCAGGCCAUUCAGCUUCUGGAAUCCUUAAGUGUGUGAAUCCUUUUAACUGAGAAAUAGCUUCGUGGCCAACCCUGGAUAACAUUUGCCACUGAGUGAAGAUGCUGGAUCUAGGGUCCCAGGCAGACACCAUCCCAAGUUCAUCAGGAACUUUCAGAGUCAGCUGCCUCCGGGCCAGCAUCCCUAGGGGGGAUUGUAUAAUAGCAGUCUGAGGUCAUCGUGUAGAAGAUAAGGAGUCUUCGGGUUUUGCUGCCAAAUGCAUCACUGGUCUUAAGUCAUUGUGUCUUGCUUAUCCAUCAUAGCCCCCCCCCCCCACUCCACCAGUGGGGACUGGGAGGGAAAGCAGCUCCUACUUUUAACAUCAAAUCUUUCCUGUGAAUCAGCCUCUCUCCCUGGCAGGUGUGGAUCAAAGAGCUGGGAGAAACUUGGCAAGGUCCACCUGAUGCCCAGCUCCCACUGAGACCCAGGUCUGGUGGCAAUUUCUGGCAGAUUGAAGGAGGCUAUUUCCAAAGCAGGUGCCGCCUGGCUCACUGUGAGCUCUGGCUCUUGCUCCCACCUUAUGCCCCAAACAAUUGGAAAUUGGUGGUUAUCUCCAGAUGGUGAGUUUCCUGCCAGUAGCUCAGGGAACCUGAAUGAACCCUAGGCCCAGGUCUACUGAAGACUUCAGGAUAUAAUUUUCCAUCCAACGUACAGCUCUGCACUGUUUGGUCAGUUUCAAAAAGCUUAGAAAAGUAGACAAAGAUGUGGCCCCUGUCCCGGCCUACCACAAGUCUGCUGGCUUUGUAAUAACAUGCGACUCUUGGUUCUUGGUGUCAGGACUGUUUGAUUCGGAGCUGUCUCUCCCACCUGCUCUCCCAGGGCAAAGAUGCGGGGGUAGUUUCCAGAAGGGCGCUCCUUACAAGAUGCCCAGAAAGACUGUGUGUAACCCCUGCUAUUUGGGGCCUGGGGUUAGCCUCCCCUUCCCCAGGGCACACGAGAGCAAAGGGUCACAUGGUCAGUGGACAACUCAGCAGGAGUGACUCCCUUUGCCAGAAGCUGUGGUCCUCUCCUCCAGAGGGAGCUCUUGUCGGUUGGAGGGCCUGCUUCCUGUGGGCAUUGCAAGUGCCACUGUGCGGGGCCUGGCUCUGCACACCCAGGAAACAGUCUGCAGACCCCCAGCCCUCCGCAAUAAUUCACCAGACCAGAAGCCACUGAUGUACAGAGAACACUUAAGAAAAAUGUAUUUUAUGUGAAAAAAAAAGUUAAAACUCUGUAUACUGUAUCAGCAGCUUUGUGUAAAAAUGGCAAUCAAGAGAGUCUAAUAUAUUUAAAACUUUUUUUAAAAAAAAAUAUCCUCAUGGAUCUUUGAUAUUGUAUUGAAUAACUUCCUGGUAACUCCUUGCCAUGUGGCAGCGGUGGGUCUCAUGUCCAAGACUGGGCCCAGCCACAUCCCCAAGGGGCGCAUGCCCCUGGAGUUGCUUCCAGCUGCCAAGGCCUGUGACAGA